Molecule: messenger RNA, 585 nt
Organism: Melospiza melodia melodia
Lineage: Eukaryota; Metazoa; Chordata; Aves; Passeriformes; Passerellidae
Product: olfactory receptor 14J1-like
Exons: 4
Biological process (GO): G protein-coupled receptor signaling pathway
Cellular component (GO): membrane
Molecular function (GO): olfactory receptor activity; odorant binding
Source: RefSeq, a predicted model, not a curated record
CUGCACUACGGGACCCUCCUGGGCAGCAGGGCUUGUGCCCACAUGGCAGCAGCUGCCUGGGCCAGUGGCUUUCUCUAUGCUCUCAUGCACACAGCCAAUACAUUUUCCCUGCCCCUGUGCCAUGGCAAUGCCCUGGGCCAGUUCUUCUGUGAAAUCCCACAGAUUCUCAAGCUCUCCUGCUCACACUCCAAACUCGGGGAAGUUGGAUUCCUUGCUGUUGGCUCCUGUUUAGCUUUUGGUUGUUUUGUGUUCAUUGUUUUCUCCUAUGUGCAGAUCUUCAGGGCUGUGCUAAAGAUCCCCUCUGAGCAGGGACGGCACAAAGCCUUUUCCACCUGCCUCCCUCACCUUGCCGUGGUCUCCCUAUUCCUCUGCACUGGCACAUUUGCCUACCUGAAGCCCCCUUCCAUCUCGUCCCCAUCCCUGGAUCUGGCCCUGUCAGUUCUGUACUCGGUGGUGCCUCCAUUCCAGCGGCUGCUCUGGGAAGGUGCCUCCAGACCGUUCCAGUACGAAUGUCCCCAUCUCCAUGGUGAUGUGGUGGCCAUCAUCCCCACGUCCCUCCUGAUGCCACCACCACGUGUCUCCUGA